AGUCUGCCAAAACCCUUUCGAGAAGCUAUCGAGGUCAUCCGUGAGUUGAAUAUUGAUGACAUUUGGAUUGACGCAUUAUGUGUCAUCCAGGACUCAGCGGGAGACUGGUCGCACGAAGCCUCUCAGAUGGGCGAAAUCUUUAUGAACACCUUCAUCACUAUUGGUGCCUCCGGAUCCCAAAACGGGCAUCAAGGGCUCUUC
Messenger RNA from Macroventuria anomochaeta, 201 nucleotides. RefSeq lists its product as uncharacterized. The record is from RefSeq and is a predicted model, not a curated record. Lineage: Eukaryota; Fungi; Ascomycota; Dothideomycetes; Pleosporales; Didymellaceae. The annotation marks the transcript as partial. The transcript has a single exon.